AUGGCUGAGCAUCUGCGUCAGCAGCAGCAGGAGCAGCCACGGUCAUACCAGGUGGUGAAGGCCGCCACCGCUGCCACGGCUGGUGGUUCCCUCCUGGUUCUCUCCGGCUUGACACUUGCCGGAACUGUGAUAUGUCUCACUCUGGCCACCCCUUUGCUGGUCAUAUUCAGCCCAGUUCUUGUACCGGCGACGAUUACUGUGUUCCUGAUAAUCUCUGGGUUCUUGGCUUCCGGUGGGUUCGGCGUGGCGGCGCUGUCUGUUCUUUCGUGGAUCUACAGGUACGUGACAGGUAGGCAGCCACCAGGGGCGGAGCAGUUGGACCAGGCUCGGAUGAAGUUGGCUAUGAAGGCUCGGGAGAUGAAGGACAAGGCUGAGCAGUUUGGACAGCAGCAUACGGGUCAGCAGGGUUCCUAA
Ilex paraguariensis (yerba mate) is the source of this 414-nucleotide messenger RNA. NCBI's taxonomy places the organism in Eukaryota, Viridiplantae, Streptophyta, Magnoliopsida, Aquifoliales, Aquifoliaceae. The record is from the annotation of a GenBank genome assembly.